GCUCCGCAGCUCCGCGGGCGCGGAUUAUAAGGGGCCGGUUCUCUCUCCGCCCCCCCUCUCCGCGCUCCCCACCCCUUCCUCCGGCCGCGGAGCGGGGCAUGGAGUCGGCGGGAGGCUAUAAAAGCCCCUGAGGAGGACGGCGGCGGGGUCAGGGCGCUGCGACAGCGGAGCAAUCACCACCAUGUCCCACCACUGGGGUUACGGCAGCCACGACGGACCGGCUCACUGGCAUGAGCACUUCCCCAUCGCCAACGGAGAGCGCCAGUCCCCUAUUGCCAUCAGCAGCAAGUCGGCCAAGUACGACUCCUCUCUGAAGCCCCUCAGCUUCAGUUACGAUGCCGGCACGGCCAGGAACAUCGUCAACAACGGGCACUCCUUCAACGUGGAGUUUGACGACUCUUCCGACAAGUCAGUGCUGCAAGGAGGAGCCCUGGAUGGAGUCUACAGGCUGGCCCAGUUCCACAUUCACUGGGGAUCCUGUGAGGGCCAAGGGUCUGAGCACACCGUGGACGGUGUGAAGUAUGAUGCAGAGCUCCAUAUUGUUCACUGGAACGUAAAAUAUGGUAAAUUUGCUGAAGCUGUGAAGCAUCCUGAUGGUUUGGCUGUGGUAGGCAUCUUCAUGAAGGUAGGAAAUGCCAAGCCUGAAAUACAGAAAGUUGUGGAUGCUCUGAACUCCAUUCAAACCAAGGGGAAGCAAGCUUCCUUCACAAACUUUGACCCCACUGGACUGCUUCCUGCCUGCAGAGACUACUGGACAUACCCUGGCUCACUGACCACCCCCCCGCUGCUCGAAUGUGUCAUCUGGCACGUUCUAAAGGAGCCCAUCACCGUCAGCCCCGAGCAGAUGUGCAAACUCCGUGGCCUUUGCUUCAGCGCCGAGAAUGAGCCCGUGUGUCAUAUGGUGGACAACUGGCGCCCGUGUCAGCCUCUGAAGAGCAGAGAAGUCAGAGCUUCCUUCCAGUAACCUCGGCGCUGAGCGUGCUAGAAAUUGCUGUGUUUGUGAGGAGCCCCUUUUUUUGCUAAGCACAAAUCAAACCUUUGCCGCGUGUGCCCUGGCAACAUCUUGUCUCCCAGAUCCAUUCUUUCUUUCGCUCCAGCUGAUGAUGAUGUGGAAGGCGCUUGGCCAAAUAGGACAAAUAGGGUUCUUUAAGGUGUGUGGGGUUGGGGGAGGCAAGGGGUGGUGGGGGCUGUGUGCGUUUGGGUGACUCUUUCUGCCACCGACACUUUGGUGAUAACAAACAGGGUGUUGGCUUCUUGGGAGAAGGGAUGGUGGUAGCAAAAUAAGCCAUUUUAAGAAACCUCAUCCACAGGUAUACGAUAGUACAUGUAACUAACGAUAACUUGAAGCUUUGUGAAAAGCACAGGAAUAUACAGAAUCUAGAUACGAUUUAGGGGUGGGUGGGGGGGGGAAAUAAAGUAUUUUGAGAAAGUAAAGCAAAAAUGAAUAUUGAGAAUUAGACUACUUAGAUUUUAAGAAACUGACAUGUAAAUAUUUUUGAGACCAUUUUACACUUUUACCCAUGCUAUCAACAACCUUGAUUAUGUCUUAAUGGUAGUGUUGGAUUUUUUUUAAUUAAAAAUGUCCUAAAUUAA
Molecule: messenger RNA, 1593 nt
Organism: Calidris pugnax (ruff)
Lineage: Eukaryota; Metazoa; Chordata; Aves; Charadriiformes; Scolopacidae
Product: carbonic anhydrase 2
Exons: 7
Coding region: 182-964 (260 amino acids)
Cellular component (GO): cytoplasm
Molecular function (GO): carbonate dehydratase activity; zinc ion binding
Source: RefSeq, a predicted model, not a curated record